Messenger RNA from Leptosomus discolor (cuckoo roller), 1116 nucleotides. The record is from RefSeq and is a predicted model, not a curated record. NCBI's taxonomy places the organism in Eukaryota, Metazoa, Chordata, Aves, Leptosomiformes, Leptosomidae.
AUGUUUCAGGAAAUGCUUCAAAGAACAUCAGAAGAUUUUUUUCCAAAGAUGUCAAGUUCAGUUGAAGAGAUGGAUACCUCUGAUACCCAAUGGGGCUGGUUUUAUUUGGCUGAGUGUGGUAAAUGGCAUAUGUUUCAGACUGAUUCAAACAGUCAUUGUGCUGUUAGCAGUGAAGAUAUUGAAAGGAGCUUCCGAACAAACCCACAUGGUUCUGUUUCUUUUACUACUGCAAAAUUUAACUACAUGCUAGACUUUUCAGUGAUGAAACAAACCAACUUAACUACCCUUAAGCAACGUCCAAUAAAGCGAGCUCCUUUUUCUGUCAGUGCUUUCAGUUUCAUCUGUGAAAAUGAGGCUAUCCCUAUGCCUUCACACUGGGAGAAUGUGAACGCUGAGGAGCCGUAUCAGCUUAUUCCAUUGCAAAAGAAAACAAAUGAAUAUAAUGAAGUUUCUAGUCUCUUUGGAAAAACAAUGGAUAGCCACCGAAUUAAAAGAAUUAAGAGAAUACAAAAUCUAGACUUGUGGGAGUUUUUUUGCAGGAAAAAAGCUCAACUAAAGAAGAAAAGGGGUGUCCCAACUAUUAAUGAGCAGAUGUUAUUUCAUGGCACCAGUAAUGAAUUUGUAGAAGCAAUAUGUAUUCAUAACUUUGACUGGAGAAUAAAUGGGAUGCAUGCUGCUGUAUAUGGAAAGGGGACCUAUUUCGCAAGAGAUGCAUCAUAUUCCAGUCGUUUCUGCAAAGAGGACAUGAAGCAUGGAAAUACUUUUCAAAUUCAUGGUGUGAAUGUGCAGCCUCAUCUGCAUAGACAAGAUAAAGUUAUGUUUCUUGCUCGUGUAUUAACUGGUGACUAUAUCAAUGGUGAUUCAAAAUACAUGAGGCCUCCUUCAAAAGAUGGAAGUUUUGUGAACUUGUACGACAGCUGUGUGGAUAAUACCUGGAACCCAAAGAUCUUCGUUAUCUUUGAUGCCAACCAAAUCUACCCCGAGUAUUUAAUAGAAUUUUGUUAAGUUUGAAAGGAGCUGAACUGAAUAUUGUUUGUGUCUUUUUGAUACUUCUGUUCCCUUUCUAAAGACAACAAUGUAAAAACAUGAAGCAUGAAAGGAGGGAGCUGAAAGAAA